AUGAAAUUAAAACUAUCUAUCUUCAUUCAAGUUAUUUUUUGAUAAACAACCAAUUUCAAUAUAUUUUCUUAAACUUAAUUUGACACAAAUAACAGAAGUAAAAAUAUCAAAAUGAAAAGAACUAUUGCAAUAUUGGCUCUGGUAUUCAGUAUUUCAUCUGCAUUUACUGCAGAUAAUGUUUCUAUACAAGCAAAUUGGUCGUCUGAUGAUGACACAUUGCCAGAAAAAUUACCAAAAAAAUUAAUGGGUAAAACUGAUGAUGAAAUUCAAAAGGCUGUGUUUCAAGGAUAUGAAAAUCAACUUAAAGUGAUUUCUGAGUACAAUGGAAAUUUGUUGGAUUCAGAAUCUCCUUAUGCGUACUUUAAGGAUGAAAUGCCUAUUCCUAAUACAAGAACUUCUAAUCCUCAAUCUGAUGUUGUAUUUUACAACAAUGCCAUUAGAGGAUUUAUUGGAUAUAAUAAGAACAUCAUAAUCAUCAAAUGGGUUCCAGAUCAGGUGGUUACAGAAAUAGGAUGGAAGGAAUUAAGUGUUAGAGGAAGAUACACCUUUAUAAACUCUACCUAUUUGGAUCAAGGAAGAUAUCAUAUCCAACUAAAAGAUAUGACGUAUCUUGCUAGCACCACACUUUCAGAAAAUUCCGGAGCAUAUCCGUCGACGGUACCAAAGUCUAGUAUUUCAUACAAGAACAUACUAGUGUCAUUUACUGGUGGCUUACCACAAUUAUCCAAGACAAGUGAUUCUACAAAUGUCAAGCACUUUGUGGAAGACAUAAUAUUCCAAAAUGUUGCCGACCGUAUUCUCAAGGACACCCACAAAAACAUCACUUCGGCUAUACGUCAGUCCGUCUCGAAGUAUGUCAUCUUCCAAAACGAUACGGUUUUUAAUUUCCCGGGUGUCAACGGAAAACUACCUACCGGCACCACAGGAUAUAGUUUCAGUAACACGAUUAUUAGUGGCCUUAGUAAUACUGAAAUUAAAUUGAAGAAGAUCACUGCGAAAAUUGCUGUUAACACGUUGACCACUGAUUUACGGGUGACGAUCCAUAGUUUAAAUGGUAAAACUGAUUUUAAGCUUGAAGAGAGUAAACCUACCAUAGGAAAAGCAACAUUUACUGUCGGCCGAAUCGAUGCCAACAUAUCUUUCAACAUGCUCAAAACUACCGAAUGCAAGUCUGAGGUGACAAUCAACCAGUCAAAUAUGAAAUACGAUGCAAAACUUACGGGUGACAAUGAAAAGGUUUUAACCAAAGCAUUUUUUGACAAUAUUACAGCUCAAUUGAAUACUAAAAUCUGCAAAACUUUCGGCCAGACUACUAAAUAAACAUAGUAGAUAUCCAAGUAUUAUAUUCACUGUAUCUACUAUACAAAUAUACUAUAUAUUUGUCUUAUUAAAUUAAAUAUUUUACUUUCAAGAAUUUUCAUUUUA
Messenger RNA from Sipha flava (yellow sugarcane aphid), 1425 nucleotides. RefSeq lists its product as uncharacterized. NCBI's taxonomy places the organism in Eukaryota, Metazoa, Arthropoda, Insecta, Hemiptera, Aphididae. Bases 112 to 1320 code for a protein of 402 amino acids. The record is from RefSeq and is a predicted model, not a curated record. The transcript has 5 exons.